This is a messenger RNA of Diospyros lotus (date-plum), 1339 nucleotides long. RefSeq names its product E3 ubiquitin-protein ligase SDIR1. The transcript is spliced from 9 exons. Lineage: Eukaryota; Viridiplantae; Streptophyta; Magnoliopsida; Ericales; Ebenaceae. Bases 331 to 1158 code for a protein of 275 amino acids. The record is from RefSeq and is a predicted model, not a curated record.
AUUCGGGCGCCUGAGAAGCGAAAAGAAACCAAAUUUGAGAUUGCUUUGACACCCGCAGCUGGUUGGGAAGCGUUGGCUUUUGACGGACGCAAGAAUCAAAGGCCAACUCGUCCCGGGUCGGCUCUCCUCUCACCUCGCCCGCCCCUUUCAACUCUGAUCCUAGAAAUGGAUUGAAUCUGCUGCGUAUCUACCAACGCAAUCGCCCCCUCCUUCACGGUUCGAUCCGCUGUUUCGCUUUCCCUUUAUGCAGUUUGUAUGUAGGACUGUCUUAUUUGAGUGUGCAACUAAUUGAUUAUUUCAUUGCUAAAGUUUUUGGCAAACUUCAGAACCAUGAGUUUUGUCUUUCGUGGAACUAGAGCGGAUAUAGAAACUGGGCUUCCAGGAUUUGUUCCUGAAAGACGUGCAGUGCGUGUUCAUGCAGCUCGACCAGUCAACACCAAUUCACUUGCUUUUCUUGUCACGGUUCUAUUGCUGUUCAUGAUUCUAAACUCCCACCAAAUGUCACCUAACUUUCUGCUGUGGUUAGUCCUGGGUGUCUUUUUGAUGGCAACAAGCUUAAGAAUGUAUGCAACUUGUCAGCAACUUCAAGCUCAAGCCCAAGCCCAUGCUAUGGCAGCAAGCGGGCUUCUUGGUCAUACUGAAUUACGGCUGCACAUGCCACCAUCCAUAGCACUUGCAACCAGAGGGCGGUUACAAGGUCUGAGACUCCAGCUUGCACUGCUUGACCGGGAAUUUGAUGACCUUGAUUAUGAAACUUUAAGAGCACUGGAUUCUGAUAAUGUUCCCAUUGUUCCUUCAAUGAGUGAGGAAGAGAUAAAUUCUCUUCCUGUUCAUAAGUAUAAAGUUGUUGGCUCCCAAAGUGGUGGCGCAUCAGUACAAAAGGCUUCUUCUUCAACCUCUUCUGAGCAGAAGAAGCAAGAUAGUGUUAAUUCAGCUGGGACCAUGAAGACCUCAGAUGAUGAACUUACUUGCAGCGUUUGCUUGGAGCAAGUUACUGUGGGAGAACUUGUUCGUAGCUUGCCAUGUUUGCAUCAGUUCCAUGCCACCUGCAUUGACCCAUGGCUGCGGCAGCAGGGAACAUGUCCCGUUUGUAAAUUUAGAGUCGGGUCAGGAUGGCAUGGCAAUGGACAGGACGUGGACGCUUCUUACAUGGCUUAGAAGACUUCUGUAGGAUAAACAUGCGCCCCCAACGCCUUGUAAAAGCCAUAUACUGAUCUAGACCAAGAUGGGACUGGGAGAUCCAUGAGUUGGCAUGUCCUUUAAUUUGCUAACUUAGGCAUUGAAGAAGGUACAGAGCAGCAAGUUUGCCUAUCAAUCUUGGAAGGGAACCUUUUUGUGG